Lolium perenne is the source of this 1000-nucleotide messenger RNA. RefSeq lists its product as uncharacterized. Lineage: Eukaryota; Viridiplantae; Streptophyta; Magnoliopsida; Poales; Poaceae. The record is from RefSeq and is a predicted model, not a curated record.
UGUGCAAAAGCAGCACUCUACUAGAUUACGGCCGGGUCCCGGGUGGGCCGGUCGAUCGCUCCGCCCACCUCGCUGCCGCCGCCCCGCCGCCCAGCAAUCCACCUGCGAAGGAAAGAGGAGCCCUCUCUCCUCUCUCUCGCGUCCGAUGGCCUCGAGCUCGGGCGCCGGCGGCGGAGGGCCGCCGGACGGGGGCGUCGGGGAGGGGCCGACGACGCUGGACGAGCUGUACCACAUCAACGUCGUGCCGGCCGAGCUGCACUUCAAGUUCCGCAAGGAGCUCCAGGGUCUCCGCGUCGGCCUCAACCUCGAGUUCUACAAUCUUGAGGUGAAUGAUUUCGAGGCGAAGGUGGUUCUGAAGCCCCUGGACUUCGACCGGAAGUGGAAGUUCCAGUACAAGCCCAUCAGUGGUGACGUACAGCUGCUUUCCAAGAAGAUACCUCUCUCCAAGUAUCUCAACCUUCAGGUUGGAAUUGGUCACAAUUUCCAACUGAAGGCAACUGGAUGGAAAUGGAAGCUUUCAACUUGCUUGGGGGGAGAUGGUGUUUCUCAGAUAAGAAACAAAUCAAAACUCAGCGUGUUUCCAGGGUUUGAUCUGAGGCUUGGAUGGAAAGCUGAAUAUGUGCUUCCUGAGAUUCAUGGGGCCGUUGGCACAGGAGAACCUGCCUUCAGUAUGAACUAUGGGCGAUUGCAAGCAUCCAUAGACCGGAUUGAGGCUAUUGUGACCCAUUCAGAUCGGUACUGAACUUCGUAGGAUGGUGAUGCAGAUAUGGUCGCGUAGCAGUAUGUUCUUUGAUUGCAAUUAUCUCAUCAGAAUCCCAUGGUUCACUCAGUGUCUUUUGAGGCUCUGCAUCUGAUGUACAGAAAUGAGCAAAAACAAUAAUUUUGAGUUUCUCCGGGCUGUUUUGUGGCAUUUCUUGUUGUGGAGGAUAUGAUGAAUAAUACUCUUGCUGCUUGUGGGUUGGCACAUUAAGUCUUUUCAGAAUUCAGACUCUGAAGCUCA